GCCGUUCUUACGCAGACAUCCCGCAGUACCAUCUAUAACCCUCUACGCCCACCAGGUCAAUCGCCCUAACAUUUUACUGCCCACCUCCACUGUCUACUUGCACGCCCGCUCUUUCACGUCAAUACGAUCAUCUAUAAAACUAUCAACACGCGAAACACGAGCCAACGCGCAACAAGCUGGCGUGUUUGCUAGGCUUUUGGCUCGCUUUGACUCCACGGCCAAGUCGACUUUCUCCCCCUGUCUCACUUGGAUAGGGACCCGGCUCGUCUCAAGAGUUGAUCGCGCACCAGCAGUAAAAGAGCGCAACCACGGCGCCGAGCAAACAUGUCGAGCAUCGUUAGUGGACAGCAUUCUGGGUUUGGUACCGGUUCGGGCGCGGGAAGCGGCAAUUUUGAUCUCCUACGAAGGGCAACUCACGCCGUCAUGAGCUGCUACAACCCCACCAGGCUGCACACCAAAUCUCCAAACGCCAAGCAAGCUCAGGGCACAUCACAAAAAGGAAUAAAAAAAAAGUUCGGACAAUGGAAGCCGGUUGAUGCAGCCGGUUACAGCGCACUGGUCAAGAAUUCUCGGGAUCUUCGCUCCGGCUAAGAGCCACCAAAUGCAGCUGUUUUGCGUUGCCAGUCGCGCUGGGUCAGUGACCACCUACGCACACUAGCUCUGCAUUGGCUCUCGUGUCCUUUUCUUAGCAGCCUCCUACCCAAUACAUCACCUAGGUACAUCCCAAGGGACUUACCAAGACAAGAUGGGAAAAACAAGAGAAUACAACCCACCCACUACGCUCAUUGUACCGUACAUCCAACCGAGCGGCCGACCUGUCCAGCCUCGCACCAGUGGUGAUGGGGAUUUUGAGGGCAAAAUAAUCUCGAAACAGAUUCGCUCCAUCUUUGGCAGUAUCAACGUCAUCAUAGCCCCAGAAUUAAUGUCCACUGAUACCCCUCCGCCAUGGUGUGCCCCGGUCGAGUCAGCUUAGCGCACCCGAAGUUGGGUAGGCCCGUUUAGCUGUGUAUUAGCCUGGUUGGCACUGAUGGAGCUCUCUUCCCCGUCAGUGAUUUACUACUGUACGAGGCAAUGAGCAGCAGCUUGCCGUGGUUGCUUAGAAAAAAAGAAGACAAGCACACACCAGAUUCGGAUUGUUUUUUCUUCUCUUUUCAAGCCGUUACCGUCCGUCUUUGGUUGGGCGGUGCAUCCUUGCAUCAGUUUAGGGAGUUUGCCUAAUUGCCCGCUGCUGCCAUUUUCAGAGCUCCUUGGGAAUCAGGCCCGAACGAGUUGUUGGGUCCGUUGGAUGGCUGGCUUGGCUUGAAGGUACCAGUUACUUUGUUACUUUGCACACAGCCGUUUGAUUUCCCACAUGCCAUCAACGAACGGGCUGGCUUCCUUGCACCCCUCUUCUCAGAACAACCAACCAAGAAAGAAAAAAAAAACAAGACAACCAAAACUAUCAUGAACCC
Molecule: messenger RNA, 1451 nt
Organism: Pyricularia oryzae 70-15
Lineage: Eukaryota; Fungi; Ascomycota; Sordariomycetes; Magnaporthales; Pyriculariaceae
Exons: 2
Coding region: 325-591 (88 amino acids)
Source: RefSeq, a predicted model, not a curated record